AUGAGCAUGGGAGCUACUGUUUCAAAGGAGUCCACUGUAGACCUAACACUGCCGCUGUUGCAGCUGAGUCCAAGACUGUUGUUCCUGCCUGGAGUUGUCUACAAGACGACUUUCAAGUUCCAGGAGGGGGUCAACAUCUUGCUACGUUUUAGAGACCUGUUCGAUGAGUCUUUUUCUGAAAGAAAUGACGUUCUAGGUGAUAUUGCCCGCUCGCAGAAGGAACAACAGGAAAACGAUUAUGACCAUAUCCCUUUUUUGAGCAGCAAUGCUAAGAAGAGCAUAGGUGUCCUGAAAGACCAACUUGAACUUGGUGGGUCUGAUGACAAGUCACUUCCCUGGGUUAUUGCCUGUCUCCCUGGGUUCGACCAGUCAGACCAGGACUCCAUUGCCACUACAAUUUGUCAGAUAACUGAGGUGUCCGUCGUUAACCAGGAUAUUGUACUAUCCUUCGAAGCAUUAACCAGAGGAUCUUUAAAAUCCAAAAAGACCAUCUCCAUGAAUGAAUCAACCAUAUCUGUGGAAGUGGAUAUACCAUUUACUGAGGUUGACCAGACCAUCAGUAACAAGCUCAUCUUGACAAAUAUUGAUAAGGGUCUGCAACUACUGGAGAAUAUCAAACAGUUUCUAGUCACCUAUCAAAAUGACAUGAUGAACCUUGAAGAUACUACCAUGGAAAAGAACUCCCGUCUAAAGUCUGCAAUGAUGAUUUUGGCUCCGUUGUCUCACUUGAUCUACGCCACUGUCUCAUCUCAAGAAUCCACUCAUGCUUAUACUAGACUAUCCAACCAGUACAAGUCCGCUAAGAAGGAAUUAGAUUCAACCAAAAACAGAAAGUCUUUACUCAAGAAGAUUUUGAAAACUAAUGAUAUUCUCACUUCAGUGUUCCCCUUCAGUAUGGUUCAAAAGGUGGAUGUCUUGGGAGCUAUUUCAAGUUCUACAGACAGGAUCCAAACAACUAUCGACGCGUUGGACUUUGCCAAUCCACUUUUCGAAACAUAUUUGAACGUUGAUUAUGUUCUGGAGACAUGGAAAGAUUUUGACACUAAGAACGGCAAAAUUGCUGCCAAUUUGACCAGGUCUCAAUUAGUAUCUAACCACUUGAAGGGCCUCAGAGUACUGAUUGAAGACAUCCAAGGAACUUCAAGAAGGCGGGUCAGUCCUUCUCAGAGAACUCGUUUGGCGCCUUCGCCCAAUACAAAUUCUGCAAAUCAGGCACCGAAAGCUGGAGAAUCAGACGACGAAAAUAAAGAAUUGCGUGAUUUUAUCAACAACCUCUCCAAAUUGAAGAUCUCAGAGGAUGGAAAGAGGCUCGUUACCAAAGAUUUCAACAGAAUGACUCAAAUGCAACCAAGUUCAUCGGAGUACCAACUGCUCAGAACUUAUUUAGAGAUUAUUAUGGAUAUCCCAUGGGAAACAAAAAAUAUUGUAAAACAACAAAUUUUUGAUCUAGACAAGGCCAAAGAAACACUAGAUCAGGACCAUUACGGAAUGGACUCCGUCAAAGAUAGGAUCUUAGAGUAUUUAGCAGUUCUUAAACUCCACGAUCACAUUAAAACGUCCAACCCCAAGCAAGAAGACGAGGAAAUCAAAGCCAGAGCACCCAUUCUCUUACUAACAGGUCCACCUGGUGUUGGUAAAACUUCGUUAGGAAAAUCUAUUGCAAAGGCUCUGAACAAAAAGUUCCAGCGAGUAAGUCUUGGAGGAUUGAAGGAUGAGUCCGAAAUUAAGGGACAUCGCAGAACUUACGUUGGAGCAAUGCCAGGACUAUUGACCCAAGCACUGAGGAAAUCUCAAUCUUUUGAUCCAGUGAUACUUUUGGAUGAAAUUGACAAGGUUGUCGAUGGAUCCCAAGGCCCUGGUAGUCGUGUAAACGGUGAUCCAGCUGCUGCUUUGCUUGAAGUGUUAGACCCAGAGCAAAAUUCUAACUUCUCUGACCAUUAUAUCGGGUUCCCACUUGACUUGUCUCGUGUUGUUUUUAUCUGUACGUCCAACGAUAUGAGCAUGAUCAGUGCCCCAUUAAGGGAUAGAAUGGAGGUUAUUGAACUGAAUGGCUACAAUUAUUUCGAAAAAGUGGAGAUUGUUAAACAAUUCUUAUUACCAAAGCAGAUCAAAAGAAACGGACUGCCUACGAAUGCCGAAUCACCAUCGGUGGUUAUUCCUGACGAAGUGAUUAUGUACAUCGCUGUCAAUUAUACUCGGGAGCCAGGUAUUCGUAAUUUGGAACGGUUAAUAGGGAGUAUCUGUCGGGGUAAGGCUAUUGAAUACUCUAGCUUGAUGAGUAGUACUCAAGCUCCAGGCGAAAUUCCAAAGGGAUACGUUUCCAAGGUCACGGUAGAUAAUCUUUCAAAGUACAUUGGAAUACCCCCGGAAUUGUCUACAGGCAAGAAUAUGAGGAAUGAUUCAGCUAUCUCUAAAAAGUACGGAAUCGUGAACGGCCUCAGUUACAAUAGUAGCGGACAUGGAAGUACCCUAGUCUUUGAAAUGACCGGUAUACCUAAUAGUACUAACACUAACAUGAUUACGACCGGCAGAUUGGGUGAUGUUCUUACAGAAAGUGUCAAGAUCGCAAGAACAAUUAUAAGAUCGAUGUUUAGUCACAACUUACUACAAUUAAAGGAUGACGAAACUUCAACUUCUGGGGAUCUUUUGAAGAGGUUUGACACUACUCAGGUUCACAUGCAUGUGCCCGCUGGUGCUAUUCAAAAAGACGGACCCAGUGCUGGAAUCACCAUUACGCUGUGCCUUCUGUCGGUGAUGCUAGAGAAACCUGUACCAAGGGAUUUGGCCAUGACUGGAGAGAUUACUUUGAGAGGGAUGGUACUGCCAAUUGGAGGUGUUCAUGAGAAGCUACUAGGAGCACAUUUAACUGGAACCGUUAAAAGGGUGAUCCUUCCAAGAAGUAAUCGAAGAGAUGUCAUUCAAGACUUUAUCUCUAACUUGGAAGCCAAUAACAGAAGUUCUAGGGAUAAGCUACUGGUAGAUCUUAUCAAAGAGGAGGAGUCAUUACUGUCCAACUCAAAUAAAUCCGAACGAAUUGGAGUGUUCGGGCUUCCUGAAAAAUGGGUUCAAGAGAAGUUGGGACUUCAAGUGAGCUACGUGGAAGAAUUUUGGGAUGUUAUCCAGAUUGUCUGGAACGAUCAGGUUGAAAUUGACAGCACCAAAUUACACGAGCUAGCUACUAAAGAGUUCGCAAGGCUAUGA
Komagataella phaffii GS115 is the source of this 3201-nucleotide messenger RNA. Its product is annotated as ATP-dependent Lon protease involved in degradation of misfolded proteins in mitochondria. Gene Ontology annotation, biological process: protein quality control for misfolded or incompletely synthesized proteins; protein catabolic process; protein processing. NCBI's taxonomy places the organism in Eukaryota, Fungi, Ascomycota, Pichiomycetes, Pichiales, Pichiaceae. Bases 1 to 3201 code for a protein of 1066 amino acids. Gene Ontology annotation, cellular component: peroxisomal matrix. The transcript has a single exon. Gene Ontology annotation, molecular function: ATP binding; ATP hydrolysis activity; ATP-dependent peptidase activity. The record is from RefSeq and is a predicted model, not a curated record.